This is a messenger RNA of Strongylocentrotus purpuratus (purple sea urchin), 1882 nucleotides long. RefSeq names its product CMP-N-acetylneuraminate-poly-alpha-2,8-sialyltransferase-like. The transcript is spliced from 9 exons. Gene Ontology annotation, molecular function: alpha-N-acetylneuraminate alpha-2,8-sialyltransferase activity. The coding region runs from base 252 to 1646 and encodes 464 amino acids. The record is from RefSeq and is a predicted model, not a curated record. NCBI's taxonomy places the organism in Eukaryota, Metazoa, Echinodermata, Echinoidea, Camarodonta, Strongylocentrotidae. Gene Ontology annotation, biological process: oligosaccharide metabolic process; N-glycan processing.
UUUGGGAUCGUGGUUUAAGAUCAUGAGUGAACACGGCCGGCUGCGAGUGACCUGAGGCUGACAGUGGAUAGUGGACUAGGAGGCGAUCGACUGCGCAGACGAGACCUUGCUUGGUUUUGAUAUAUUCUCGCACCGUGAAAUGUUUAUCGCACAACCCCCAUACACUAGGCAUCUAACCACAGCUAUGCAGUCAAAAUGGACGUAGGAUGCAUAGCGAUGAAGUCGUUCUCGAAAGCAUCUAUAUUGAUUGAAUGCAUUUACAAAUACACUCGUCCAUGAUGAAGCUAUACCUGCCAUCGAUGAGCAAUUCCUUUCAACGACGAAUGAUGUCUAAUAAUACUGGCGGCCUCAGUAGGAAAAGGGUCUUCUGCUUUCUUCUCGUUCUGGCCUCCUCUGUGAUGUGCUACGUCAUCGUGACGUCACCGAUUCCCCGUUUGCGGUCGCCCACAUACUUGCGGCAUGCAUACUAUACACAUGCCAACUCCUUACCCGGGGCAGAAGGGCACCACAACCUAUCGGCGACGGAGGGAAAAGCAGAGCAUACCAACUGCUCAUGCUCAAACGACUUUGUAUUAUAUGAUGUCGAUUACGAUGAUGGACGGACUAGUGCACAAAACGUCACUUCAAAGAACCACACAACAUCUAAGAAUUUGCCAGUGAGUCACCGACUUAUUCCAAAAAAGGGGAAAGCCAUCAUGAACAAUUCUUUGACGAGCCAUUUGUGGAACUUCAACGAGAUGGGUGAUCAGCAGCUUUAUCUCUUCGAGAACUUACUCAGGCAAAAGUGGAGUGCAAACUUGACCAUGAUAGCAACUUUGAGGCAAGAGUUGGCCAAGUAUCGCUCAGAACUGGAUGACAAUUCACAGAUUAUUUUGCACCAGAAGAACAUUAGAGUCGGGGAGGCCGUGAAGUUCGUCCAUAGCAAAAAUGGCAAAGUGAUGACCAAAGACGUCUACAAACACCUCCCAAAAAGCAGUCCGAAUCCCCAAGGUACCAGAUAUCGGUCAUGCGCAGUCGUGGGAAACAGCGGUAUUAUGUUGAACAGCAGCUGUGGAAAAGACAUUGAUAAACACGACUAUGUGUUCAGAUGCAACCUCGCUCCUUUGUCACCCUUCAGAGAAGAUGCUGGACUUAAGAGUAAUCUUACGACGAUGAAUCCCAGUAUGCUUUUUAGAAACUACCAAAGCCUCAAAAAUGCAGCCAGCCUCAAGAAAUUCAGCGAUGAAAUCUCGAAGUACGAUGGUUUAAUAUGGAUCCCUUGCUACUCCUUCUCCCCGCACUUCCCCAUGUCCAUGAAGGCAAUUUCAAAAUACAACCGGCAGAGCCCAAGGAUGGUGUGCGGGAACCCCAAGCAUCAUAAAUCUGUUAUCGAUUUCUGGGGAGAGAGGAAGCUUAAACACAGACUAUCGACAGGUUUCUAUUUAGUGACGACGGCCCUCCAACUCUGCGACGAAGUACAGCUGUACGGGUUUUGGCCUUUCUCCGCACGUUAUGGCGACGACAAAUCGGAGGUGCCUUAUCAUUACUUCGACGAUAUCACCGCCGAUGCGGCGAUCAGGGUACAUUCCAUGGAUAAAGAAUUCAGCCUUCUAGUACAGCUCCACACACUGGGCAUAUUGCGCUUGAACGUCGGAUCAUGCAGCUAGCAGAUGAUUACGCAGGGAUUGAAGUUCAUAUUUUGUUCUGAUUUAGUUAUGUUUUACCUUCCCAUUUGUCGUCUUAUUACACAAUGCUCAGGGCCUGCGUUGCGCGACAUUUGUUUACACGUAAAAAAAGCCACGGUUUAUGACGGUUUAUUAUCUGAACGGGCAUUUACGUGUAAGAAGUGUUAAAGCCCCACUGCACUACGUAUAGCAACUCGCGCCCUCUUUAAAGCAAACAA